This is a messenger RNA of Hibiscus syriacus, 1162 nucleotides long. RefSeq names its product meiotic recombination protein SPO11-1. Gene Ontology annotation, molecular function: DNA binding; DNA topoisomerase type II (double strand cut, ATP-hydrolyzing) activity; ATP binding. The transcript is spliced from 15 exons. Bases 55 to 1149 code for a protein of 364 amino acids. Gene Ontology annotation, biological process: meiotic DNA double-strand break processing; reciprocal meiotic recombination; meiotic DNA double-strand break formation. Lineage: Eukaryota; Viridiplantae; Streptophyta; Magnoliopsida; Malvales; Malvaceae. The record is from RefSeq and is a predicted model, not a curated record. Gene Ontology annotation, cellular component: nuclear chromosome.
UUUAAUCUGUAUCUUCUUAUAUAAGUACUCCGAUUUUUAAACUUCUCGGAAAAUAUGGAGGGAAUUCGCUCAAGCACUUGCUCUAGAGAUCUCUUGAGGAAAAUCAAAGAGUUUACGCUGUCGAUCUUGGAGGAUUUGAGUGAAGGUCGAUCUCCGUUGAUCUUCAUCCAACGCUUCAGAAUCUACUGCACCAAUUCUGAUUCAAAUUGCAGCUGCCGCUCUAAUAAGCCCAACGGACAUGAAAUUCUUACAUUUCAAAAGGAAAGCCAUGUCCAUAGAAUAGAUGUCUUAUUGAGGGUUUUGCUGAUAGUUCAGCAACUUCUUCAAGAAAAUAAGCAUGCUUCAAAGAGAGAUAUAUAUUACAUGCAUCCAUUGGUAUUUUCAGAUCAGACUGUCGUAGACAGAGCAAUUAAUGACAUAUGCAUCCUUCUGCAGUGCAGUCGGCACAAUCUAAACGUGGUUUCUGUUGGAAAUGGGUUGGUGAUGGGAUGGUUAAGAUUCUUUGAAGCAGGACGGAAGUUUGAUUGCAUAAAUAGCCCCAACACUGCCCACACAAUCCCUGUUCUUGUUGAGGAUGUUAAAGAUCUUGUAAGCGUUGCCCACUACAUACUUGUUGUAGAGAAAGAAUCAGUCUUCCAGCGUUUAGCAAAUGACAAGUUUUGCAGCAAAAACCGUUGCAUUGUGAUCACAGGAAGAGGCUAUCCAGAUGUUCCCACAAGAAGGUUUUUGCGACUACUUGUUCACAAGUUUUGUCUUCCUGUCUAUUGCUUGGUUGAUUGUGACCCAUACGGCUUUGACAUCCUGGCUACUUACAGGUUUGGUUCUAUGCAUAUGGCCUAUGAUGCCAAAUUUCUACGAGUCCCACAGAUCCAAUGGCUUGGAGUUUUUCCUUCAGAUUCUGAGAACUUCAGUCUUCCUCAGCAAUGUCUCUUGCCUUUGACAAUAGAAGAUAAGAGGAGAACUGAAGCCAUGUUACAGAGAUGCUACCUUGACCAAGAAGUGCUAGAUUGGAGAUCGAAACUAGAGUUGAUGCUUCAAAGAGGGACCAAAUUCGAGAUCGAAGCAUUGUCAGUUCACUCACUUUCCUUCUUGGCUGAGGUCUACAUUCCAUGUAAGAUUCAAGAAAUAACAUCUAUUUGUCACAUUUGAUAAUUUGCAACUA